AUGGCAGCAGCUAUUAGCUAUUUAUCACCCGAAAACCCUCUUUUUUGACUUUAUUCGAUCUGUCCUCACCUGUGGUUCAUCUCUUGCCUACCUUCUACCGGAUCCGUCCUCCCACCACCAGACUCACUCUUAGGGAGCGCCAUUUCUCGACCCCUCCUCAAACGCCUCUACAAUCCUUAUAUCGCACGGCUGCUGGCUUUGCUGAGAAACUUAUGCCUCAUUUUGAAAACGGCGCAAUGGGUGAAAAUGCGGUCAACGGCGAGCGGGCUCAGUCCCAAUUCUUGGAGCACUUGACCUCCUACCCGGUUGUCUCAGACUCAAUCUCCUUCUACAAAGGCAACAAAUACGGCGCCAAGUCAUUGGAGUUUGCUGACCAAGGCUACGGCUUUGCCAAACCCUACCUCUCAUACCUGUCGAAGCCAUACGGAUACGUUGCGCCAUACGUCACUCGUGCAGAUUCUCUUGGUGAUAAGGGCUUGCAGAAGGUCGACGCAACCUUCCCUAUCAUCAAGGAAGACACUAAGACGCUCAAAAACACAAUCUACGAUACCGCUUACUUUCCACUACGACUAUUUGGGGAUGCUAAGAGCCAUGUCUUCAGUACCUAUGGCGACGAAUAUAAGAAGUGCGGCGGUGAUGGAGUCGUUGCGAGCGGCAAGGCUAUUAUCACCACCAGCCUCGUCCUCUCUCAGGAAUCGCUGGCAUUUAUCAGCUCCUUGCUGCAGAAAAAGAAGGCCCAGGUCAAGGACUUAGUAAACGAGCAGGCGCAGGAGUAAAACAUAUACCAUUCGUCUUGUUUGUGUUUGCUAAUAAUUGGGUCGGGAGUUGUGUUUUAGACUUUAGUGUCUAGCGUUCAUCAUUCUCUGUUAUUUUUUAUCGGGCUUGACGCAUUCAUUGUCUUAUCCCGUUUUCUUUUGUUGCAGGGUGCGGUUGGAUAUGCAUUACAGCUCACUCCAUUCUUAUACCUUCUCUGUCCGCACUCGGUUUGAGAGUCAGUGUAUGUCACCUUUCUUCGGUGCUUAUUAAGUAGCAACUCCCUAGUUCGAGUGAAGAUUCUCCUCUCGCAAUCGAAAAGCUACACUCCUUCUUUU
Aspergillus nidulans FGSC A4 is the source of this 1091-nucleotide messenger RNA. RefSeq names its product putative pathogenesis associated protein Cap20. The transcript is spliced from 3 exons. The record is from RefSeq and is a predicted model, not a curated record. Bases 213 to 776 code for a protein of 187 amino acids. Lineage: Eukaryota; Fungi; Ascomycota; Eurotiomycetes; Eurotiales; Aspergillaceae.